Cicer arietinum (chickpea) is the source of this 1492-nucleotide messenger RNA. RefSeq names its product metal tolerance protein 10-like. Lineage: Eukaryota; Viridiplantae; Streptophyta; Magnoliopsida; Fabales; Fabaceae. The record is from RefSeq and is a predicted model, not a curated record. Gene Ontology annotation, biological process: monoatomic cation transport; transmembrane transport. Gene Ontology annotation, molecular function: monoatomic cation transmembrane transporter activity. Gene Ontology annotation, cellular component: membrane.
ACGCUUACCAUAUAACAUUCCAUACAAUAUGGACAAUACUAGCCACAUGCUUUAUGUUGCUUCAAUUUAUAUAUAAAGACUAAAAGUACAUACAAAUGUUAAGUGAAGAAUUUAUUUAGAACACAAACAUGGCAAAGAUGACUGAGGUUCGAACUGAUUCAACUGAUUACAGGAUUGAGCUUCUUUCUCCAGAAAUAGCUGCACAAAAUGUGUCUAUGGCUAGGCAACCUUCAUGGAGGAUCAACAUGGACGAACAUCGCUUGCCAGAAAGACAAAUGGUGUCUCAUUUUGGAUUUGGAUUAUUCUUAAGAACAAUGAAGAGACAAAGGAAACUUGCCAAGUAUUAUAAGAGGCAGGAAGUUCUUCUUAAAGGGUACCAAGAAGUGGAUUCAUAUAUUGAUUUAGGCACAUUACCUGGAAACUUAACAGAGGAUGAGAUGAAGCAACUUGAAAGGAAUGAGAAGGUGGCAAUUUAUGCAUCUAACAUAGGGAACAUGGUGUUAUUUGUAGCAAAAGUAUAUGCCUCCAUUCAGAGUAGAUCUCUUGCUGUGAUUGCAUCAACUUUGGACUCACUCUUGGAUCUCUUGUCUGGAUUUAUACUUUGGUUCACUUCUUAUACUAUGAGCAAACCAAACUAUGACAAAUACCCUAUUGGCAAGAAUAGGAUGCAACCUGUGGGGAUAGUUGUAUUUGCAUCUGUCAUGGCAACUCUUGGAUUACAAAUACUAUUUGAAUCAAUGAGGGAAAUCAUUACAAAGGCUCAACCUGAUAGAAAUCCAGUGAAAGAAAAGUGGAUGAUAGGGAUUAUGGUGACAGCUACGUUUGUAAAAGUUGGGCUAAUGACAUAUUGUCGAAGGUUCAAAAAUGAAAUAGUGAGGGCCUAUGCUCAAGACCAUUUCUUUGAUGUCAUAACAAACUCAAUUGGUUUAGCCACAGCAGUGCUAGCUAUCAAAUUCUACUGGUGGCUUGAUCCUAUUGGGGCCGUUUUGAUAGCUUUAUAUACAAUCAGCAAUUGGGCAAAAACGGUGAUGGAGAAUGUAUGGUCAUUGAUUGGAAAAACAGCUCCACCAGAGUACCUUGCAAAAUUAACAUAUCUUUGUUGGAACCAUGACAAAGAGAUCAAGCACAUUGAUACAUUGCGAGCAUACACAUUUGGGUCUAAUUACUUUGUGGAGGUAGACAUAGUUGUUUCAGAAGAAAUGUCACUUAGUCAAGCACAUGACAUUGGAGAGACACUUCAAGAUAAACUUGAAAAACUACCUGAAAUUGAGAGAGCCUUUGUUCAUGUUGAUUUUAACACUACUCAUAAGCUUGAACACAAAACAACUUGAGGUGGCAUAGGAAAACUUAUGGAAUGUUUUAAGACUUAAGAGUGAUUAAUGAUUUUUGUCCAAGAGUGAUUAGUGAUUGAUUUGAUUAGCAUAUUGAUUUUGUUGUAGUAAAAUGUUAUUAUCAAAGUUUUUUAAUAAAAAAUAAAUUACGGGUAAAUGCA